Molecule: messenger RNA, 831 nt
Organism: Lolium rigidum
Lineage: Eukaryota; Viridiplantae; Streptophyta; Magnoliopsida; Poales; Poaceae
Product: protein INAPERTURATE POLLEN 1 homolog
Exons: 1
Coding region: 1-681 (226 amino acids)
Biological process (GO): DNA-templated transcription
Molecular function (GO): sequence-specific DNA binding
Source: RefSeq, a predicted model, not a curated record
AUGCCGAGGCCUCCUCCGCCCGCGGGCCGAGGCCCCCCGGGGGCCAGGCGGCCGAUGCGGGACUUCUUCGCCGCCUGGCUCGGAACCCUCCGCUCGCCGCUGCUCCCGCUGCUCCGCCGCGCGCUCUCGUCCUCCUCCGGCUCCUGGAACGACCCGAUCUCCUCGGCCGCCGCCGCCGUCGAGGCCCACUUCCAGGCGCACUGGUCCGCGCUCGACGCCGCCGCGCGCCAGGACCCCGCCCAGGCCGUCUGCGCCGGGGACUGGCGCUCGCCCCUGGAGCUCCCCUUCCUCUGGCUCGGCGACCUCCACCCCUCCCUCCUCACCUCCCUCCUCCGCUCGCUCUCGCCCUCGCCGCGCCUCCUCGCCGCCGCCGACCGCGUCGACCGCCGGAUCCGGGCCGCCGUCCCCGCCGUCUCCGACCGCCUCCGCCGCGCGCAGGAGGCCUUCACCUCCGCCGAGCUGGCCGGCGCCGCCGACCUGGAGGCCUUCUUGGAGGAGCUCAAGGCCGUCGCGCUCGAGGCCAACCGGCUCCGCCGAGGCGUUCUCACGGAGCUCGUUGCCGCCGCCGGGGGCCAGCAGGCGGCGCUCUUCCUCGAGGCUCUGGCGCGCUUCGUGCUCUCCUUGCACGACCCGGAGGUGCUCCGCCGCUUCGACCAUUGCCGCCCCUCGCCCGGUAGUUAGCCCCUCUUCUUGCCUCGCUGGUAUACUAUUUUUCUCGAGUUAUCUUCUUUGUGCUGUGCAAAUCUUGGUUUCUUGGAGGAAUAGAUAGUAUGGAAGCUCCAUGUACCAAAAUCUCAAGACAAUGUUAAUACAAGGACAUCCUUUCUACUA